This is a messenger RNA of Durusdinium trenchii, 3255 nucleotides long. The record is from the annotation of a GenBank genome assembly. NCBI's taxonomy places the organism in Eukaryota, Dinophyceae, Suessiales, Symbiodiniaceae.
AUGACGUCCGACGGGCCUCCUGCCAAGCGCCCGCGUGGCCCGUGGCGGACGGUGCCCGAAAAGUCUCCGAACGAUCAGUUUGCCUACCGCUGGUUGGCCUUUGAGAAUGGAGUAGAAGUGCUCCUUGUCUCCAGUGAUGACCAGAAGAAGAGUCGCAGCGCAUGCGCCUGCGCGGUGCAAGCCGGAUCCUUCAACGAUCCAUUCAGCUGUCAGGGCUUGGCGCAUUACCUGGAGCACAUGCUCUUCAUGGGCAGCAAGAAGUAUCCAGGUGAGGAUGAGAUGGAAGCCUUCCUCUCCAAACAUGGGGGCUCAAGCAAUGCCUUCACAGAUUGUACCCAUACCUGCUACUACUUCGAGGUCAAGAAGUCCGCGCUUCACCAGGCAGUGGACUUGCUGGCUCAGUUCUUCGUGGCCCCGCUCCUCAAAACAGACUCCGCGGAGAGGGAACUGCAGGCGAUCGAGUCGGAGUUCCGGCUCACGCAGAACAACGACGACUCGCGCUUGGAAGGGCUGCUGAGCCACUUCGCCCGCUGGCCCUUCAAGUGCUUUGGGUGGGGCAAUCUCCGAAGCCUAAAGGCGGAGCCCCGGAAGCAACAGGUGGACAUCCACCAAGAGCUUCGGAGCUUCUUUCAAGAGCAUUAUCAGGCGGCACAGCUUCGCGUGUGCCUCUUUGGUGUCGAAAGCUUGGAGUCCUUGGAGCAGGCCGCCAGCGCCUUCCAAGCGCUGACCGGAUGCCCGGAAGCGCCGCAGCCGCGCACGAGACCGGUGUGGCCCUUCGAGGAUUCGAUCUUGCCCAGCUUGCUCCGCAUGCGACCAGUGCAGGAGUUGCAGAAAUUGCACUUCACUUGGCAGCUUCCAGCAACGCAGCAGGACUAUCGGUCACAACCCUUGAACUACCUGGGGCACUUGGUGGGGCACGAGGGUGCUGGCUCAUUGCAAUCCUUCCUGAAGCAGCAAGGCCUGGCCACGGAAGUGGAGGCCGGCGUCAGCGAGGAGGACUUCACCAGCAACUGGAUGUGCAGCCUCUUCAGCGUCGACAUCACCCUCACGGAUGUGGGCUUGACCGCAUGGAUGGAGGUGGCCCAAAUCACCUUCCUUUAUCUCGCCAUGCUGCGGAGGGAAGGCCCUCAGGAGUGGAUCUACGAGGAGCUGAGACGCGCGCAGGAGAUGUCCUGGCGAUUCCUGGAAGAGACCGAUCCCAUGGAGUACGUGCAGAAGUUGGCGUGUCAAAUGCUGCCUGAUCUCAAGCGCGAGCCAGAGCACAUCUUGAAGGCCGAGUGGAUGCUGAACAGCUGGGAGCCCGGCAAGAUCACCGAGUUCCUGGAGCUUCUCCGCAUGGAGAGGGCCUUCGUCAUCUUGGUGGCAGCCUUUGGGAAGGAUGAGGCGGAGGAAGGAGAGGAGGAGCCCGCGGCCCACGAUCCGCCCGUGGAGCCCGGGGGAGCCGGCGACUCCGCGCCCAUCCCCGCGCCCGCGGAGUCGGAGCGAGCGGUGGGGGAUCCACACUUCGACCUGGAGGCUGCGGGGCCACCGUCCAGAGAACCGCACUUUGGCACUGAGUUCUGGAAAGCUUCCGACGCCGAGGUCCAAAGACUAGUGGCCUGUUGUCAACAAGUUGAGCUCGGAGCGGGACUGGCAGCAGAAGCGGUGAGGUAUCUGCGCCUGCCUGACCGGAAUCCCUUCUUCGCCACGGACUUCGAGCUGCGGACGGCGCCGCAGAAUUCCUCGUUCUCGUGCUUGGAGGAAUGGCUGUCCGCUGGUGGUCAAGGUACAAGCGCUUCCGCCUUGCAACGCCUUCGUGCAGCGCUUUCCACGUGCGCGCUCUCGAGCCUGGCGGCGGGCCCUCCGCGCGCGCCGCCGGCGAGGCCGCAGCGGGUCUCUCCCGGACAUUGGGCGUGGCACCUGCAGGACACGGUGCUCUGCACUCCUCGAAGCGAGCUGUGGCUGAAAUUCUCAGUUGCAGAGGGCUUGGCAGAGGCAAAGGAGCAGGCAUUGCUGGCCUGGCUGGUCCGUGUGUUGAGCGACGUGCUGAACGAGACGGUCUACCUGGCCGAGCAGGCAUCCCUGGAGCUCCGCGUGCAGGAAGAGCCCUAUGGCCUCGAUCUGCGCGCCGGAGGCUUCCACCAGAAGUUGCCCCAGCUGCUCACCGAGGGCUGUAAAGCUCUGAGGAGUGCGGGAGAUCCACACUCGCGCGAGUGGUGGCAAGGCGAAAGCUUCGUGCGGCGCUGCUGGAAUCAACGAGAUGACUUGCUGCGCCACUGGAGGAACGAGUACCUGAAGCCGGAAGACCACUGUGCCGACCUCCGUCGAGCCCUGGUGAUGCCAGAGAAGCUGUUGAGCACGGCGAAAGCGGCUGCUCUGCAAGACUUGGGCCUCGAGGAGUUGCAACGCUUUGCGGAGGCGUUCAUCCCUCAGCUGCAGCUGGAAGUUCUCUAUCAAGGCAACGUCACGCGGGAGGAGGCGCUGACGCUGGUGGACGAGCUUUCGGAUUUGAUGGGCACUGGGCCCACAGAUGAGGGCCCACAUGCCCUCCAUCCACCGACACGCGUCCUGGAGGUUCCUCUGGAAGGAUCGCCGAUCGUCUGGUUCCAGGAUAGCCCAGACGCGAAGGAUCGCAACGUUGCAAUGGAGAUGUACUGGCAACUGGGCCGUUCCGACGGCGCGGAGGCACGGGAGACGGCCAAGGUGGAGCUUUUGCAAGACGUCCUGGCUGAGCCUUUUUUUGACCAGCUCCGUACCAAGCAGCAAGUUGGCUAUGUGGCCAGUUGCGGUGCCCGCUGGACGCACCGUGUGCAAGGCUUUUCUGUGUGGCUUGUGUCCUCGAAGUUUGGCCCUGUGGAGAUUUGCCAAAAGGUCGAGAGCUUCUUGGAAAGCUUUCAACAGACCUUGCAGGAGAUGAGUGAAGAGGAGUUCCAGGGGCACGUGGAGGCAAUGGCAGCAGCGAAGUUGGAGCCGGAGCGCUCCUUGAAAAGUCUGCAACAGUCUGCGUGGGCAGAGUUGCAAGAGAGGAGCCACUGCUUUGACAGGGCCUGGCUUGAGGCCUUGGCGCUCUUCGACCUGAAGAAAUCCGAGCUAGUCGACUUGCUGCGAGACUUGACCUCACCACGCCGGCGCCUGCUGAUCACGGCAGCCAUCGGUGGAAAGGCCGUGGAACGGAGCGCGGCACUGGCUCAAGAAGCCUUCGCGCAGCGGUACCCGGCCGCACGUUGGGUGUCAUCUCCUAGCGAACUCUUUGCUUCCAGCAAGUUCUUUACCUGA